AUGGCGGCCACUACCAACGUCAAGGCGUCUCUGGAGAUUACCAAGGGUGCUACUGCUACCGACCCAAUUCCAAUCGACACCAGCUCUACAGGUUCUAUCAACGAUGAGCACACCAACCUUUUGGGUCCUUUCCCUACUGAGGAGGAGUGGGCCACUCUUCCCAGGGUUGCCGGUCGCAUUCCAUGGCAAGCAUGGACUGUAGCUGCUGUUGAAUUCGUCGAGCGCUUCAGUUACUACGGUACCAGUGCCGUCUUCGUUAACUUCAUCCAGAAGCCACUUCCCCCUGGCUCCAAGACGGGUGCUGGAUUUCUCAAGAAGCCCGGUAGCGGUGCCCUAGACAUGGGACAACGUGCUUCGACCGGUCUUACAAUGUUCAACCAAUUCUGGUCCUACAUCACACCUCUUGGCGGUGCCUGGCUAGCUGACGAGUACUGGGGACGUUACAACACCAUCCAGUACUCGAAUCUUAUCGCUCUCAUUGGCCAUGUCAUUUUGAUCAUGUCUGCCAUCCCCGCCGUCAUUGUCAAGCCCAAUGUCUCCAUCGGUAUCUUCGCUGUCGGUCUCGUCAUCAUGGGUAUCGGAACUGGUGGUUUCAAGAGUAACAUCUCGCCGCUCAUUGCCGAACAGUACAAAGACCAGAAGGCCUACGUCCGCGUCAAGAAGAACGGAAGCAAGGAAAUUGUCGAUCCCGCUACCACCACUGCGCGUAUAUACAUCUACUUCUACUUCUUGAUCAACUGUGGUUCUAUCUGUGGUUCUCUUGCCAUGGUUUACUCAGAGCACUUCGUUGGUUUCUGGCUUUCAUACACACUGCCGACUAUCUGCUACCUACUAUGUCCGAUCAUUCUCAUCACCAUGAAGAAACACUACAAGCUCUCGCCACCCACUGGAUCUGUUAUGGGCAAGGCUUUCAAGCUGAUUGGUCUCGGCAUCAAAAAGUCACCCCGCAAGAACACAUUCAAGGAUGAUGGUUUCUGGGACAGGAUCAAGCCUAGUGCCCUUCGCGCUAGUGGUGAGAGCGUCCCUGACUGGAUGACCUUUGACGAUGCCUGGGUCGACGAAGUCAAGCGUGGUAUCCUGGCCUGCAAGGUUUUCCUUUGGUACCCUCUGUACUGGCUCGCGUACAAUCAGAUGACCAACAAUCUUGUGUCUCAAGCCAACACCAUGAACCUCGGAAAGACACCGAACGAUAUCGUCUCGAAGUUGAACCCCAUCUUCAUCGUUAUCCUCAUCCCAAUCAUGGACUUCCUCAUCUACCCCGGUCUGCGCAAGGCUGGUGUCAACCUCUCGCCCAUCAAGAAGAUCACUGCUGGAUUUGCACUUUCUUCGUUCGCCAUGGUGUCUGCCUGUGUCAUUCAGUACUACAUCUAUAAGAUGUCGGCAUGUGGUGAUAACAUUAAUGCCCUUAGCAAGACCCGCGAUGACUGCAGUGCCGACAUCUCCGUCUGGGUCCAAGUCUUCCCCUACGGUCUGAUUGGCAUGUCUGAAAUUCUGGCAUCUAUCACCAAGCUUGAGUACGCGUACACUAAGGCACCCAACAACAUGAAGUCUACCAUCCAGGCUGUCGCUCUCUCCACCUCUGCUGUCUCCGCUGCUCUUGGUCAGGCCUUUGUCAGUCUGUCCGAGGACCCACUUUUGGUAUGGAACUAUGGUUCUGUCGCUGUUAUUGCCAUGUUUGGUGGCAUCGGUUUCUACAUGACCUUCCGCAAGGCCGAUGCUCAAGAAGAUGCUAUGAACAACAUGAAGGAGAGCAAAUACAUUGGCGGUCGUGAGGUUGGUGACGCUGAAAACGUCGAGACUCUUAGCGUGAGGGACGUCAAGAACGAGAAGAGUGGCUUGUAA
Molecule: messenger RNA, 1842 nt
Organism: Alternaria burnsii
Lineage: Eukaryota; Fungi; Ascomycota; Dothideomycetes; Pleosporales; Pleosporaceae
Product: peptide transporter ptr2-a
Exons: 4
Coding region: 1-1842 (613 amino acids)
Biological process (GO): transmembrane transport
Cellular component (GO): membrane
Molecular function (GO): dipeptide transmembrane transporter activity
Source: RefSeq, a predicted model, not a curated record